GACCACGAUGGGCCUCCUGGAACAUUGGUGUAUUUAUCUGCAUUCGAUGUGCUGGAAUCCACAGGAAUCUGGGGGUGCAUAUAUCCAGGGUAAAAUCAGUUAACCUGGACCAGUGGACUCAAGAGCAGAUUCAGUGCAUGCAAGAGAUGGGGAAUGGAAAGGCAAACCGACUCUAUGAGGCCUACCUUCCUGAGACCUUUCGACGACCUCAGAUAGACCCAGCUGUUGAAGGAUUUAUUCGAGAUAAAUAUGAGAAGAAGAAAUACAUGGACUGAAGUCUGGAUAUUAAUGCAUUUAGGGUUGGUCAUAAAUCUUACACAUUUUGUUUAUAGUAGUAAUUUGCUCUUUAGUCAGACUAGGGAAGAAUUUGAAGAACUUUCACUUAAUAAAUGCAGUACCAGUGCAGUACCAGUAAAGUAGCAAAAUACUCCAAAGUGGUUAAUUGAUAAAUAUAAAACUAACUGGCUAUGGUGAUGCACCCUUUAAUCCCAGCACAGGCAGGCAGAGCUCCAAGUUUGGGGCUAGCC
This is a messenger RNA of Nannospalax galili (Upper Galilee mountains blind mole rat), 527 nucleotides long. RefSeq names its product stromal membrane-associated protein 2-like. NCBI's taxonomy places the organism in Eukaryota, Metazoa, Chordata, Mammalia, Rodentia, Spalacidae. Gene Ontology annotation, molecular function: GTPase activator activity. The transcript has 3 exons. The record is from RefSeq and is a predicted model, not a curated record. The annotation marks the transcript as partial.